Cylicocyclus nassatus is the source of this 1322-nucleotide messenger RNA. The record is from the annotation of a GenBank genome assembly. NCBI's taxonomy places the organism in Eukaryota, Metazoa, Nematoda, Chromadorea, Rhabditida, Strongylidae.
CAAAAUGAUGCUAGCUGCUGUGGGAAUUAAGCCUCUCAAAACUGAAGAUGCUGAUGCUGAGCUCGACGCAGAUCUUCUCACUAUGAACGUUGAAAAAGUUUGCCUUGGAGAGAUUCCGUCGGAUUUCAUAUCAUUCAUCUUACAGAAAGCAGGUGAUUUCUGUAUUUCGACAAAUGCUCUUGGCAGCUAUGUUUUCUCGAUCAGAUCUGAUGAACAGAAGACAUUCCAUUUGACGCUAGAAAGAAUAAGGAAGGGAUAUCGUAUACGCGGAAUGCUUUUUGCAACGGGUGCAACGAUAGGCGAAUUGAUCUAUAACAUCAGAGACUCGUCGCUCGACGUUUUAUCUGGUGUUUUAUGCUGUCGUGUUUAUCCUCGCUGUCUGGUUACAAAAGAUAUUCUUCCAAGCUUUCGCAUUUAUGAUGAAAGUUGCAUCAUCACCAAAAGAAUUGCUUUCGAAGAUAUGGAUUUUAAGUACAGUCGAGUCACAUUGUUGAUUGACAAUGAGUUUACCGAUGCUGUAUUGAAGGAAAACAAGAGGUUGAGCGAUGCAAACUGGAAAAUGCAUAUGUACGAUGAGUUGAGAGUGAGCUACCUUGCCAAAGAGUUGCAUCUGCCCGUUAGAAUCAUUAUUGGACUUAUCAAAAGCGGCAACGGAGGCAUCAUCUAUGACAACAAACCGGGAUGUGACUUUGCAAGAUUCAUGGAAGAAAACGGUGAGAAAAUGGACUGCGGGGUGAAAAUCAAGUUAUGCAGAGCCCUGGCAAGUGUCAUGUCAGGACUGCUCAAUGCAGACAUCUACUGCGGCGCAGUGAAACUAGAAAAUUUCUUUGUCCACUAUGUGGAUGCCAUGACGUGUGGGCAGAUUCAGAUCGUUUUUGCUGAGGGAAGAGAUCUCACUCCUGUCGAUCAAAUGCGUCCUGUCGAUAGCGGCGACUUCACACGAAUGGCUCCUGAAGUGACCUGGACGCGUAUAUUGACUCCCGAAGCUGGCGUAUACAGCAUGGGAAUAGUGCUGCGCGCAGUUUUGGACGCGGGAAAUAGACCGUCGCCAAAAGAUCCUAACUUUGAGCUUUUGGCUAAGGUCGAAGCCGUGAUACGCAAAUGCAUGAACUCCAGACCAUCAGAAAGACCGAGCAUACACGGGAUUUUUAUAGAGCUGGACACAAUCGCUAGUAUGGUCCAGACUACCAGAUAUCAGCAUUGGCAACCCGUAUGAAUAUCUCGUAUGCAGAAUGAUAUUGAAAAGUCCCGAAAUCGAUUACAUUAUUAUGCUAUGGGAUUUAUCACCGGUUGAGGAGUGUAUAAACGGUUUAAUGUUGUCG